AUGGCCAAACAAUUUGAUCUGAUCAUCAAGAACGGAGCUGUGGUGACGUCCGACGGUGUUGGGCGGUACGAAAUCGGUAUCAAAGAUGGGAAGAUAAGGCAAUUAUCUCCUAGUAUAGACUCAGAACUGGCGAAGGAGGUUAUCGAUGCGGAAGGAGGGUAUGUGAUGCCCGGUGGAGUCGAUGCCCAUGUUCAUAUCGCACAAGACUUUACCAGCGGACCGAAAGGCGUGAUGGGCAAAUGCGCGGAUGACUUCCUCACCGGGUCUCGGUCGGCGGUGUGCGGCGGGACUACCACGAUCAUCGCUUUUGCUCAGCACAAUCGAAGCGACGAGUCAUUGUUGAAGGUAGUGCAGGACUAUCAUGCAUUGUCCGAAAAAAGCGGAGCGUAUUGUGAUUACGGAUUUCAUGUGAUUAUCACUCGCCCGGACGUACAGAUGUUGGAAAAGGAGCUCCCAAAGUUGAUCGAGGACUGGGGAAUCACAUCGUGCAAGCUGUUUAUGACUUACUCGUCAAUGCAGCUGAGCGAUAAUCAGCUGUUAGAUGUUAUGUAUGAGACUCGCAAGCUUUUCAUGACAACAAUGAUCCAUGCUGAAAAUGGGGAUCUCAUAUCUUGGCUGACAAAUAAAUUGGAGCAAAGAGGGCUGGUGGAACCCUUCUACCACGCAAUAUCAAGACCGCCAGUGGUAGAGAUGGAAGCUACCCAGAGGGCCAUCGUCCUGGCCGAGAUGAUACAAAAUCCUGUCCUUUUCGUACAUGUCGGUUCAGCGUCUGCAGCCCAAAUCAUACGCGACGCCCAAACUCGAGGAUUCCCAAUCUAUGCCGAGACUUGUCCUCAAUACCUGCACCUGACAUGGGAUGAUCUGAAACGAUUCCAUUCACCCCAAUGUUUUGAGAAUUCAAAAAUGAUUUGUUCGCCUCCGCCUGGGCCAGAUGACUCUGAUCAAGAAGCUUUAUGGACUGGACUCCGCAACGGAACCUUUACCAUUUAUUCUAGUGACCACUGUCCAUUCCGAUACAACGACAUACACGGCAAAGCCCUUGGGGUGUUGCAGCAUGAGCAGAGUUUGGGGUUUGUCAGAUGUCCUGUGGAUCAAGAGCACCUGUCGGAAAUCUUAGACGACAAGACAGGUCACUUCAAGUACGUGCCGAACGGCUGUCCAGGAGUGGAAACGCGUCUGCCUUUGCUUUUCGAAUACGGUCUGAAAACUGGGCGUGUAAGUCCCGAACGGUAUGUGGAUCUGGUCUCAACCGCGCCAGCCAAGUUGUAUGGUCUGUACCCGAUUAAAGGCGCCCUGAUCCCUGGUAUUUCCGAUGCGGAUCUCGUAAUAUGGUAUCCCAACGACGCUCUGCCAUCCUUUAAGCUCACGAAUGCCAACCUUCAUCAUAACGUUGACUAUACCCCUUAUGAAGGGAUGGAAUUUGGGAACUGGCCGCGAUACACCAUUGUGAGAGGCCAAAUCGUGUGGGCCGAAGGGCAGCUCCGAGCGUCUGCGAGUGUUGGAGAAUAUCUUAAGAGAGGGACUAAUCAGCUUGCAACGAGACCGACGAAGUCUAUAGCUUCUGACAAGCGCAGGGUCGCUACCUGGUUGUACAAGGCAUGA
Messenger RNA from Kwoniella botswanensis, 1602 nucleotides. Its product is annotated as dihydropyrimidinase. The coding region runs from base 1 to 1602 and encodes 533 amino acids. Gene Ontology annotation, cellular component: cytoplasm. Lineage: Eukaryota; Fungi; Basidiomycota; Tremellomycetes; Tremellales; Cryptococcaceae. Gene Ontology annotation, molecular function: hydrolase activity, acting on carbon-nitrogen (but not peptide) bonds. The transcript is spliced from 16 exons. The record is from RefSeq and is a predicted model, not a curated record.